This is a messenger RNA of Nannospalax galili (Upper Galilee mountains blind mole rat), 1830 nucleotides long. RefSeq names its product ubiquilin like (gene Ubqlnl). The record is from RefSeq and is a predicted model, not a curated record. Gene Ontology annotation, cellular component: cytosol. Gene Ontology annotation, molecular function: polyubiquitin modification-dependent protein binding. Gene Ontology annotation, biological process: ubiquitin-dependent protein catabolic process. Lineage: Eukaryota; Metazoa; Chordata; Mammalia; Rodentia; Spalacidae.
AUGCCUCAUGUCAUCCCUUAAACACCCAGGAUGCUUCAGAACAAGCGUCCUGCUGGUGUGUAUGCAGACGGGACUAGCUUUCCAAGUGUCAGCGUCAUUCAAGUGAUUGUGAAGACACCAGGCAACCAGGAAAACUUUAUAGUAUGUGCUGACACCUCAGUGAGGAAGUUCAAGGAGAUGCUGUCUGCACACUUCCAAUGCCAAAUGGACCAACUAGUGCUGGUUUUCAUGGGCCGCCUUCUCAAAGACCAUGAUACACUGAGCCAGAGGGAAAUAGUAAAUGGUGACACCAUGCAUGUGGUCAUCAAAUCCAAGCAUGGCUCCAGAUCCCUGGCUCACUCUUCUGGGAACCUGCUAACCAAUGAGCCCUGCCCCCAGGACAGAAGCACCAAAGGAAACAGCAGUGGGAUGUGCCAAUCUGCAGGUGUGAGUCAAAACAGAGUGGAAUCAGCCCUCCUUGUGGAGUCUGAUGCACCCAAGGUGGGUAUUCAAGACCCAGAAUUGGACAGCCCAGAGAACAUUGCACAGAUGCUGGAGAAUCUUUGUGUUCAGAGACUGCGAUCCAAUAUAGAUUUCAUGCGACAGCUCAUUGUGGAGCACCUGGACCUGCAACAACCAAUACAGCAGAACCCAGAAAUCUCCCAGCUCCUUGACAAUUCUGAGAUGCUGUGGCAGACUUUGGAGCUGGCUAGGCAUCUUGCUAUCAUUCAAGAGAUAAUGCAGACCCAGAAGCCACAGAACCUUGAGCAUCCACUUAACCGACAGCCGUACUUGGGCUUAGAGAUGAUUCCAAAUGGGAACAAUGCCCUGGGCCAGAGCUAUGAUAGUCUCAAUGAUCAAAUGUUCGACACCCAAGAUCUUUUGUAUGGCAACCCUUCCACAGUUCUUCUGGUGGAACAAGUACUUGAGCAAGUUCAGCCUUCACCCCAAUCUCCACCAUCAUGCCAGGAGCAAUGGGACCAGCUGCCUACAGCCCAAGUCUUUUAUGCCAGUUCUUGUGGUUUAUCUCCAAUCACCCCAACCAAUAUCACUCCCCAAAAGGCCAACAAUACUUCUAGAGAAAAUCUCGCCACGGUCAGCACCAAGGGCAAAAGCCAUGUCUGUGCUGUCCAGCAUCCAGCUGGGGUACCAGCCUUAACUAGCAUAGAAGUUACCCAGGAGCUUCAGAAAGAUGACAAUACCACCAUCUCUCUAGGUAGCUCUGACCAGUGGUCAGAGGAAGAGCCACAGGUGUUGGAUGAGCAGACUAGCUCUCAGAUCCCAGGAGACAUGAUCCAGUUGCUUAGGAACCACCCCCACAUAGCAGCUCAGAUACUGCUGCUCAUGAGUAUGCCCCAACAGAGUGAGUAGUGUAGAUAGCAACUGCCCACAUCCCUGCAGUCAUCACAGCUUUCUGACCUGCUUUUAUCCAUAGCCAACCCUAAAUCACAAGCAAUAUCACAGAUUGAACAUGGUUUGCAGCUAUUGGCUGUAGAGGCUCCUAUCCUUCUGCCUUGUAUUGAACUUUACCUAUGGGGUCUAGGUUGGCUCCCUGCCCCCAGCUGCAGCUACUCUGACACAAUACCCUGGAAUUGGAAUGUGCCAGAUAUUGCUGAGCCUCAGUUGUCUGAGUACAGCCACAAAUCUGGAACAGUGUUACAGAGAUUACAGCCCCUCUCUGGAGACCCUUAUCAUCCUCUACCAACUCCUGAUGUUCAUUUCAGAAAACAGAUGGAAUCUCUCCAGGCCAUGGGGUUUGUGAAUGAUCAUGCCAAUCUGCAAGCACUCAUUGCUACUGAUGGUGACACUAACGCUGCUGUUUACAAGCUCUGGAGAUCCCAGGGACUCUAA